AUGGCAUUAAAGACGUGCGAGGAGCAGAGAUUCUGGGUUCUUGCUCAGUGGAAAUUCACCUUCCCCGCGCUCGGCUGCGACGUGGUUUAUUUUUGUCCGGGCUGCGUGGGAGAGCGGCCUCUGCCGCCCGCCCGCCCGCACCUUCGCCCGUCUCCGCUCCCGCUGCGGCUGUCCGUCGUGGGUGCGGCCGAGGCCUCGGACUCGGACGAUGAGGACCGGCUGCUCAUCGCCGAGGAGGAGCCGUCGCCGCCGGCAACGCCGACCGGGGGCGACGGUGCCGCCAGCGCCGACGAUGGGGACGGCGUGACGCACGGAGACAAGGACGCGGAGGCUGGAGCCGCUGCGUCGCACUCAGACGAGGCCAGCGGCACGGACGGCAAGACGCAAGACGGCCUCUCGGAGCUGCUGGGCCGCAGCGACACGGCCGUGGUGUACCCCGAGGACCCCGAGGACACGCCGCCCCGGCGCGGCACCGCCGCCGCCACCGCCGCCGCCGUGCAGCAGAGGCAGAACGGCCUGGUGUCGGAGCUGGGUGAGAGCUUCCCGCGGCUGCUGCCGUGCCCGUACUGCGAGCGUGGCUACAAGCGGCUGGCGUCGCUCAAGGACCACAUCCGGCACCGUCACCACGGCGACGACGACGACGACGACGACGACGGCGGCUUCGCCUGCUCGCAGUGCUCCUCGGGGUUCCCCACGCGCGGACAGCUGGAGCGACACUCGGCCUCGCACCGCGCCGCCACGCCCUCGCAGGUGGCAGUGGCAGUGAGGCGGUGUCGCGGGGGGUCGGGGGUCACGGGUUGUUGGUCGUGCCACGCCCUCGCAGGUGGCAGUGAGGCGGUGUCGCUGUGGGGGUCGGGGGUCACAGGUUGUUGGUCGUGCCACGCCCUCGCAGGUGGCAGUGAGGUGGUGUCGCGGGGGGUCGGAGGUCACGGGAUUGUAGGUCGUGCCACGCCCUCGCAGGUGGCAGUGGCAGUGAGGUGGUGUCGCGGGGGGGUCGGGGGUCACGGAGUUGUGGGUCGUGCCACGCCCUCGCAGAAGCAGAGCGGCAGCCGCAAGUUCAGCUGCACGGAGUGCGGCAAGGCCUUCAAGUACAAGCACCACCUCAAGGAACACUUCCGCAUCCACAGCGGCGAGAAGCCCUACGAAUGUCCGCACUGCAAGAAGCGCUUCUCUCACUCCGGCUCCUACAGCUCACACAUCAGCAGCAUGAAGUGCGUCGGUCAGACCGUGACAAACGGCCGCGCCCGCCCCGACACCGUCACCGCCGCCGUCACCGCCACCACCACCACCACCACCACCACCUCAACCACCUCAACCACCGCCUGCGGCGUCGCCGACAACGGCGCCGCCGCCGCCAUCCAAGUUGCACACAACGGUGUCGCGCCAGCGCCCGUCGCCUCGGCGCUCUCCAUCGCCCCGGCGUCCGUCGUGUCCGCGCUGACGCCAAAACCUCCGGCCGUCGCCGGCAACGCGACGCCGGCGCCGCCGCCACCGCCGCUUCUCAAAUCGCCGCCGCCGCCGAAGCUCCAGCCACCCCGGCAGCCGCCGCCGGCGCCGCCGAGCCUGCGCGUGGUGUGGCCGGCACCCGGCGGCGGCGGCGGCGCGGCGGGGCAGCCCGGCGCGUUCUGCCGGCAGAUGGCGCCGAUAACCGUCUCGGUGGCGUCGGUGGUGUCGGCCCCUUCGGCGGGAAAUCGGUUUCCCCCGCCGGUGCUGGCGCUGCCGGCGCCGCUGCCCGUAAUGUCGCGCGCCCCAACGCUGCCCCCGCUGCCCUCGGCGUCGCAGCCGAUGCAGCAGCAGCAGCAGCAGGUGUCCACCAUCAGCAUCCAGGCGCUGCCCAUGAGCGCGGCGGGCGCCGGCUUGAGCUCGCCGCACCCCGUCACCGUCACCACCCACACCAUACCGAUGCACCCGCACUCCCAGCUCACCUUCUCGCUGCCAUUCAAGUUCCAGGACGUGCCCGGCGGCGCUGGCGGCGCUGGCGGCGCUGGCGGCGGCGCGAAGCUGCUCCCCGAGGUGCUGAAGCUGGACGGCUGCCUGCUGCUGCCGCAGGACCUGGUGGGCAACCUCGUCGGCCUGCCCGGCCCCUUCCUGGCCGGCGCCGGCGGUGCCGCCGUACAGGUGCCGCAGGGCCUGCUCGUCGACCCGGGCCUGCUGGGCCUGCGCGGCCUGUUCGGGCGCGAGUUCGACGGCGCCCACGAGGUCGUCAGGAUGGUGACGCUCCCGCAGCAGCAGCCGGCGCCGCCGCCGCCGCCGCUGCAGCCCCGACCGGCGCCGCUCGACGAGGUCGCUCUGCGGGUGCUGGCGGCGCCCGUCCCGCAGCCGGCGCCGGGAGGCGGCUCCGCCGGCGCGCCCCCGGGGCUCCGGCGCGGUCCGGGCGAGGAGGAGAUGGCGCCGCCGCCUCCACCGCCGCCGCCGCCGCCGCUGGUGCUCAAGCCGGACUCGGAUCCGGAGCGGCGCUCGAAGGGCGGCGCCGGCGACUCGCCCGGCCGGCCGAGGACUAAGGACGCCGGUACCGGGGGCGCGGCGCCGGUACCGGCAGCGGCGCCGGUCGAGCGUGAGGGCGGCCCCGACCGAAGCAUCUCGGACCUGGUGGGCCUCAUCAAGGACCUGCUGGCGGUGCUCAAGGCGCUCAACUCGAAGCUGAGCGGCGAGGACGUGUCCAAGCUGGUGCCCUUCCCCGCGCACUUCCUCAACAACGGCGGCGGCAACGGCGGCACCGGCUGGACGGAGGUGCACAAGCUGUCGAGCUUCAUCGCGCGGCUGCUGGAGCAGGUGCGCGCCGACUCGGCCGGCGAGCCCGCCGGCGCCGCGCCGGCGGGCUGUUGCUGCGAGGCCUCGGCCCGCGCCGUCGCCGGCAGCUGCGCCAUCGAGGGCUGCGCCAAGCCCGUGGCGCCGGCGCAGCCCGAGCGGCGGGACGGCUUCAAGAGGCUCCUGGCGGAGCUGGACGCGGCGGGCGCCGUCGUCGGCGAAGGAGACGGCGCCGGCGGCGACGCGGGUGAGCAGCCGCUGGACCUCACCGUGCCGCGUGUCAAGCGGAUGAAGUUGGAGCCGGAGUUACCGCGGGACGGCGGCGGCGGCGGCGCCGACGACGUGGAGACGGUGCCCGACGACGGCGAAGAGGCCGGCGCCGUCGACCGGAGCUUCGCGGCGCCGGCAGAGGAGCCCGCCGACGCCGCCGAGACGGAGGCGGCGCCGCCAAACGACCACCGGCCGGUGCCGCCGCCGCCCGCCACCGCCACCGGCGCCGUGGUGUCAAUCGCCGAGCCGACGGGCUUCAACCUCACGCUGCUGGAGUCGACGCCGCUCAUCGUGACGUUCCUGCCGGGGCCGGGCACCUUCGUGGAGGGCGUGACGGCGCUGCCGCGGCCCAGCGUGCCGCAGGGCGUGGCGGCGGUGACCUACGGCUGCGCGCCGGCGCUCACCGCCGGCAGCUGCCGGCCCGCGACGGAACCGGCAGGAUUUGACGUCGAGGCCGAGGAUGGAGCGGCCUCCGGACCGGACGAGCUCACGGACUCGGACUCGGGCGGUGGACCUCGCCUGCUGGGGCGACUGGGCGCCCUCGGAGGGGGUGGCGGAGGUGGGGCCCUGCAACUGGCGGGCGCCGUGGGGGGCGCCGUGGUGGGGGGCCUGGUGGGGGGCCUGGUGGGGGGGGUGGUGGGAGGCGAGGGGCACGGGUUCCCGUGCGAUCUGUGCGACAAAACCUUCCAGAAGAGCAGCUCGCUGCUGAGACACAAGUACGAGCACACAGGUAAGCGGCCGCACGAGUGCCAGGUGUGCGCCAAGGCCUUCAAGCACAAGCACCACCUGAUCGAGCACUCGCGGCUGCACUCGGGCGAGAAGCCCUACCGCUGCGACCGCUGCGGCAAGCGCUUCUCGCACUCGGGCUCCUACUCGCAGCACAUGAACCACCGCUACUCCUACUGCAACCGCGACGGCGCCGGCGGCCUCAUCGCCGACGCCGCGGCCGCCGUGGCCGCGGGCGCCGGCGACGCCGACGGCGGCGGCGCCGUGGGGACGCCGCAGAACCUCGCCGGGCCCGGCGACGUGGCCGUGAUGCUCCUGCACAACGGGGCCGGACUGGGUAACGAGGUGGAUGACGAAGAGGAUGUGGAGGUGAAGAGCGAAGAGGCGGCGAGGGACGAGGUGGGCGGGGAGGCGAGCGGUGGGGUCGAGCCGUCGUCGUGGGCGACGGGGGUGGGAGGAGCGGUGGUGCCCUGGAUGGGGGAGGGCGCCUGGAACGUCGGACAGGGGGAGGCGGCGGUUGGUGAGGCUGAUGGCGGAGGAGGAGGAGGAGGAGACGGAGGAGGAGGAGGAGUGCAGGGAGAAGCGUCGCUGGAGCUGGGAGAUGAGGAACGCGCACUUGGAGUGGAGCGGGGACUGCAGCAGCCGGGAGAAGCUCUCGGCGGCAUCGUCGCCCACGGCGGCGGCGGCGGGGACAUCGACGCGGGCGACGACGACGACACCGACUUCAUCAAGCUCCUCCUCACCGCCGCGGCCGCCACCGCCGCCUCGGAGCACCCGGCCACCCGGGGGGAGCACCAUGACCAGGAGGAGGAGGAGGGGCAGGAGGAGGAGGAGGAGGGUGUCCUCGUAGUCAUCGAAGAGGAGGAGGAACUGGAAGAGGCGAUCGAUAUCCAGUAG
Molecule: messenger RNA, 4641 nt
Organism: Lethenteron reissneri (Far Eastern brook lamprey)
Lineage: Eukaryota; Metazoa; Chordata; Hyperoartia; Petromyzontiformes; Petromyzontidae
Biological process (GO): regulation of transcription by RNA polymerase II; anatomical structure development
Molecular function (GO): DNA-binding transcription factor activity, RNA polymerase II-specific; RNA polymerase II cis-regulatory region sequence-specific DNA binding
Source: RefSeq, a predicted model, not a curated record